AUGCACCUAUCUAUGAACGUUCUUUUAAAAAUUACAAUAUCACUGUUACUCUUCUCUCAAAUAACUCAGGCAUUCUGCGUAUACAAUAAACUAGAAGGUGAUCGUGUUCGUAUGUUAGUAACUGGUCCAUUUACAAGCGCCCCUCCAGACCGAAAGUUUUCUAAAGAAAUUGAUCAAGGUGAGAGUGAAUGUUGUCCAUAUGAUAAUAAAGAUUGCGUUUCUGGUGGUCAACGUCAUGCUCCCGUAUUUUUAUAUUUUAAGUUUGCUUUCGAUUUGCUUGAAAUGUGGGAAGUGAAGCGACAGUACAACGUUGUCUGCGAAGGAGGAGCGGGUAUUGUCCUUACAGGAUCAAAUUAUAGCAAUAUAGAAUGCACAUGCUUCAAAUCAAACGGAGAGGUUGUGCGAUCAAAAUUACAACACUGGGCGCUUGUGUGA
Messenger RNA from Mucor mucedo, 435 nucleotides. RefSeq lists its product as uncharacterized. The coding region runs from base 1 to 435 and encodes 144 amino acids. The transcript has 3 exons. The record is from RefSeq and is a predicted model, not a curated record. NCBI's taxonomy places the organism in Eukaryota, Fungi, Mucoromycota, Mucoromycetes, Mucorales, Mucoraceae.